Closterium sp. Naga37s-1 is the source of this 2124-nucleotide messenger RNA. Lineage: Eukaryota; Viridiplantae; Streptophyta; Zygnematophyceae; Desmidiales; Closteriaceae. The record is from the annotation of a GenBank genome assembly.
AUGCACAUGUACGGCGGUGCAUCCACCGCCAACACCGUGCGCCUGGUGCUGGAGAUAUUCUACGUGCUGGGGCUGCUGUGGAACGUGUAUGGUGAGGCAUGCGAGAUGAUGGAUCACGUGCGCAUGGAGGGCACUGUGCUUGGGUACUUUGGCCUCGUGUGGAACUGGGCGGAUCUCUUUUCGCUCGCGCUGCAGUUCACUGCCAUUGCCAUCUGGAUGGUGCUGUGGCGGGCAGUAGAGGCAUUCGACAUGCAGCCGCGCUACAACAUCUACUACUCGCUGCUCGAGAUGCCGCGCUACUGGGCUGUGCCCAACCCGCCCACGGGGUUCAUGCUGGCGGCACAGGCGUUUGUAGACCUGCGCUACAUCAUCAACCUGCGCGCCGUGUACUUUGCCCUGCAAGGCAUCAACCUGUUCCUCAUGAUGGUGCGCCUGCUCAAGUUCAUGGACUUCCAGCCUUACCUGGGGGUCAUCACGCGCUCGCUCGCCCUCGCCACGCCCUCGCUACUGCACUUCUUCCUGCUCUCCUUUGCCGUCUUCUUCUGCUUCAGCAUGUACGCCUACCUCGUCUUCGGAGGCGCUCUCGAGCAGUUCUCCACGGUCCUCACCUCCAUGUUCUCCUGCUUCCUGCUGCUCCUCAACGACAACUCCUCCACCUACUUCUUCCAGCGCCUCGAGUCCUGGGACCUCAUAGCAGCCAUGCUCUUCUUCUUCAUGUUCAUUGUGCUCAUGGUCUUCAUCCUUCUCAACUUCCUCAUCGCCAUCAUCGUCGACGCGUUCAUGAGCGUCAAGGACAGCAAUGUCGUCGCCACCUCUAUCACAUCUGACAUCGCGCACGUAUGCAAGUACAAGUGGAACUGCUGGUGGGGGCGUUACAUGCCGUACUCGCACCUGCUGCAGCAUCUCGUGAACCUGGGCGCCAAGGACACACGCUUGGACGAGGCGGACCGUCUGAUGCGCCGCUUCAAGUCGAUCCGACAGCGAGUGGGUUCUGCGUUUUCCGUCCGGGUUGGCAGCGGCCACAGGGCUUCCGCGUCGCACUUCACGCGUGCAGACUCGCAUCCUGCCUUCCCUGCGGCGUCUGUGCCUCGGGUGCGGAAGCAGCACGUGCUGACUGUGAAAGAGAAGCGCAUCAAUGCCAUCUCCCUCUCCAUCAUCUUGCAGCGACGCCUCUUCCGCGAGCGAUCCCGCGGGCACCAGCCAAGCGCCAUGAAGCCAUCCGACCCAUUGUGUUCUGCCACCACAUGCUCAUCUGUGGACCCGGGCGUGCACGACACGGGAAUGGAGGAGCUAUCGCAGGCGCUGGUGCUGCAGUGUGGGGAGGUGGUGAAGCAGUCGGCCCUGCCAGUCAAGAAGCCGGUGCAGAAGCUCAGCUUGGCAUGUAUCAAGGAGGAGGUGGUGCGGAGCCAGCAUGCGGUGGAGGAGGUGAGGGGCAUGGUGGUGGAGCUGCAGGGCGAGGUGCGCGGCAUGAUGGCCAGCGUGCGCAGCGACAGGCGCAUGACCCUUCUAUUCUCCCACAACUCUGCCGCCUCCGCCGCCGGUCCUGCCGCUGCCGACACUGCUGCUGGUCCUCCUCUUCCUGGUGCCGCUGUGCCUGGUGCCACUGCUGCUGGUGUAUCAGCAUCGAUGGUACGUCCUUCCAAGCGGGAGCCACCCCCCCAUGCUUCCCCCAUGCACUCCACACUGACGCAACGGUCGCCUGAGCACAGGCUGUGCCAGAAAAGGCUGAGCGCAGAGGGCAGGGAUGAAGGGGACGAUUUGCAGCAGGCAGUAGGUAGAUCAGGUGGUGCAAGGAUAGGAGCAGGCAGUGGAGGAGUUGAGGGGCAUGGUGAUGGACUUACAGAGCGAGAGCACGGGCUGGGCCAGAAAAGGCUGCAUGCAGAGAGCAGGGAUGAAGGGGGCGAUGGCAUGGCAGGAGAUGAGGGGGCGGCUGGGGAUUUGCAGCAGGCAGUAGGUAGUAGUUCAGGUGGUGCAAGGAUAGGUAGGAGCUUGUCUGGCAAACGGGGGUCGGGUAGACGAGUUUCAUUCCGCGACGGCACAAUGGAUGAUUGUGAUGAUGAGGGUGCUUUGAAUAGAAAAGAAACGCAGCAACAGUCGUUAAUAGAGAAGGCCAAAUAUUACUAA